Molecule: messenger RNA, 2146 nt
Organism: Hirundo rustica (Barn swallow)
Lineage: Eukaryota; Metazoa; Chordata; Aves; Passeriformes; Hirundinidae
Product: lipocalin-15-like
Exons: 6
Coding region: 1074-1928 (284 amino acids)
Molecular function (GO): small molecule binding
Source: RefSeq, a predicted model, not a curated record
UGUGCACUCACAGCCCUGCCCCAUGGUGCUGCCUGGCCACUGAACAUGCCCUGUCCCAGAAAGAGAUCCCUGAGGCUAGCACCCACUGGGGCAUCUGUUCCUCCUCUGCCCCCUGGGCACCCUGGGCUCCCCCAGCCUCCCUGCCUUGGUUUCCCUGCUGGAGAGCAGGCUGGCAGCAUGGGAAUGGAGCAAUGGGCAAUCAGGGGGUCUCCAGAAGUUUGGGGAAGGAUGGACAUGAAGCAGAAGGAUGUCUGUCAGCUCUGGGUGUGGCUCAAUCCUGGCUGUCCCCUGGGCUCCAUCCCAUCAGCCCAGGCCCUCUCCAGCAGUGGGAUCUGAUCCUGCUGCCACCAGCCUAAGAAGCCACCACCCCUUCUGAGCUGUGGCUCAGUCUGAGGUAGAACACCAGCACAACCAUUCUGUGGCACUGAGGAUCCUGAGGCAGGAUCCGUGUGUCCCACUGCUGACAGACCCUAGACCCAAUGGGAACAGCCAGCAGGGAGCCCCUCAGACUCCUCCCCGCACACACAGGAGGCAUGGGGCAGCACUUGGUCCUGGCAUGCUCUAGGCUGGGUCUCACACAAGGCUGCAUUCAUCUGGAACUGAGGGGGACAGGGCCAGCACUGUCACCUAAGUCGGGCACAGGUUAUCCCUGCUCUUGUGUAACUUGUUGCAUAAAGCUGGCGUGGGCAGGAGUGCUGCCAGCAGUGGGCCCUAUAAAGGUGGGUACAGCCUCUCCUGCCCACAUCCACUCAGGGCGAGUAUGACAGCAGCACUGCCCAGCCUGGCUCUGGCCCUGCUCUGCCUGCUGCGGGCAGGGGCCCAGGUGCCCGUGCAGCCGGACUUGGACACCGAGAAGGUAACUGCACAGGGUGCUGCCUGGCACAUCUUGCCUGGGCUGGAGGGGCUGGCUGGGGCAGGGGGCUUGUGCUGCACCCCCAGGCAUCUUCCAUCCCCGUUCCUGAGCCAACUCCAGGGCAGCUUCCAGGAAAACCUGUGCAAAACCAGGUUAGUCCUGGCUGCUGCGUCCAGUGCCAGCAGUAACCCCACUUGCAAGGACACCAACACGUGGGGCCAUGAUGUCCCCAAGUGUGUGGCACUUCCUCAGGGAACAUGGGCCAGGUGCUGCACCUGUACUCUUAGCAUGGGGCAGGACAGGGUGUUCUGCAUGCAGGAAGGUGGCAGGUCCCCAUGUCUGCCUGGCUGGUUUGCACAGAGGGUGGCAGGUCUGCCACCACCUGCUGGCAGGUUUCUACAGUUCCUAUAGGUUUCUACAGAGGUGUCAUGCUCCCCGUAGUGGAGAGCAGACCCCCACAGAUGGUGGCAGGUCCCUGAAGAGGGUGACAGGUCCCCACAGACAAUUGCAGGCCCACUGCAGGUUCCAGAUUUUUGCACUGGGCUGUCAGAUCUCCCAUGGAGGAAUGCAGGUCCCCCAGCAGGUCCCCACAACUUUUCCAAAUUCCACUGGUGAUGUCCUGUGGCAGUUUGCAGGGGUGUGGCAUGUCACAGCCAUCGCUUCCAACUGCUCCAUCUUCCUGAAGAUGAAGGAUGGAAUGAAAUCAUCCAUGGCCAUCAUCAGCUUCAUGCCAGAAGGGGACCUGGCCAUGAAGUUGGUCUGGCCCCUGAUGGACAAAUGCCAAACGUUUGAGCUGCUCUUCCAGCAGAGUGAGCAGGCGGGGCACUACAUGGGAGCACAAGAGAAGAGGGAUCUGCGUGUGAUGGAGACAGACUACAGUUACUACGCUGUCCUGCACGAGGCCCAUCACAGCGAGGGAGAGCCCAGCACGGCGCUGCAGCUCCUCACAAGGGAGCAGGACGUGAGCCCCCAGCUCUUGCAGAAGUUCAUGGAGCUCAUCUCCACCAUGGGCCUGACUGAGGACAUGCUGGCCAUCCUGCCCAAGUCAGAUCAAUGUACCAGGGACAUCAGCUGAAGGACCACGUGUCCUCCAGACCUAGUGGAUGAUGGGCUCUACACCCCACUCCGUGGUGCUCCUUCCCAUCCUCCAGGCUCUCCCAGACCCCCUGUUCCACACUAGGAUCACCCUCAACCUCCUAAAUAAAUAGAUGCAGAAGCCGCCCCAGAGAUCGGUGCUUUGUUGGCAGGAGCAGGGUGCUGCCAGGAUCCCCAGGCACCCUGAGCCCAACAGUC